Cryphonectria parasitica EP155 is the source of this 849-nucleotide messenger RNA. RefSeq lists its product as uncharacterized. The annotation marks the transcript as partial. The transcript has a single exon. The record is from RefSeq and is a predicted model, not a curated record. NCBI's taxonomy places the organism in Eukaryota, Fungi, Ascomycota, Sordariomycetes, Diaporthales, Cryphonectriaceae.
UCGGCCAAGUCCAGCACCACCGGACCGUACGACCACUUCUUUGAAGACCAUAUUAUCGAGCACAGCAUCUAUCCCGCCAAGUUUGAAUAUGCCGACGGUAGCUUUCCGCCACAGCCAGACAACAUUUUAGACAUGAGAAGGAUGCUGUACCAGCCGCGGGAUGACCUCCCGGCAUGCCCACGUCCCCAAGCGGCAUUCGAAAACUUCUGGCGCAAAACAAUGUCCAGUCUCUCUGAGGCUCAGGUCGCUGAAUUCAUCAUGCCUUUUGUUGAGGGCCCCGUUAUAGACACCCGGGGUGGAGGCAGAUACCUGACCAACCUGAAUCCCCUCACUGAUGGCUCCAUCGAGCCAGCUCAGCCAGACCUAUAUGUCGGUGCCCCUCGCCUCUCACUCGAUGAUCGGGUUCGUGUUAAGCUCGACGGAUUCAUCGUACCCACCAAACAGGCCGAGAAUCCCAUUGUUCCCAACUUUUUUACCCAAAUCAAGGGUCAUGGAGGAUCUGAGACGGUGGCAGCUCGCCAGGCCUGCUACCACGGCACACUGGCCGCCAGAGGCUACCACCGUCUUCAGACCUGGGUGGCAGACGAAGACGAGGAGACUAUCCUCAACAAGAUUGCGUACGUCAUCAGCUGCACCUAUCAUCUCGGCAUGCUCAGGAUCUACACCUGCCACCCCAUCGCCCCCACCGAGGACGACGCUGGUAUCGGCUACACAACCACACUUGUUCGCUCCUUUGUCUUGACUGAUACUCCCUGGUCCUUUGAGCAAGGCGUCACUGCGUACCGGAACGCAAGAGACUGGGCAAGGCGCCGUCGAGAUGAGAUCAUCACCCUGGCCAAUGCCAAAGCU